Molecule: messenger RNA, 327 nt
Organism: Morchella importuna
Lineage: Eukaryota; Fungi; Ascomycota; Pezizomycetes; Pezizales; Morchellaceae
Exons: 4
Coding region: 1-327 (108 amino acids)
Biological process (GO): mitochondrial electron transport, ubiquinol to cytochrome c; mitochondrial electron transport, cytochrome c to oxygen
Cellular component (GO): mitochondrial intermembrane space
Molecular function (GO): heme binding; electron transfer activity
Source: RefSeq, a predicted model, not a curated record
AUGGGUUUUGCUGAAGGUAACGACGCUAAGGGUGCGAACUUGUUCAAGACCCGCUGUGCCCAGUGCCACACCCUCGAGGAGGGCGGUGCCAACAAGGUCGGACCUAACCUUCACGGUCUCUUCGGACGCAAGUCUGGAACCGUUGAGGGCUUCGCCUACACCGAUGCCAACAAGCAGAAGGGUGUCGUCUGGGAUGAGAAAACUUUGUUCGAGUACCUCGAGAACCCCAAGAAGUACAUUCCCGGAACCAAGAUGGCUUUCGGUGGUUUGAAGAAGGACAAGGACAGGAACGACUUGAUCACCCACUUGCGCAACGCUACCAAAUAA